This is a messenger RNA of Symbiodinium pilosum, 348 nucleotides long. Lineage: Eukaryota; Dinophyceae; Suessiales; Symbiodiniaceae. The record is from the annotation of a GenBank genome assembly.
AUGGGUGAUUUGUCAGCCCAAGCGUUUCCAGUGAACACCCCCAAGUUUUGGGGCAACGAAAAGGAUCUGCUGGCAAAAUGCAUUGAAACUGGCUGGAUCUCCUCUGAAGGUCCUUCUGUGAAGGAUUUCGAGAGCAAGUUGUCAGCGAGAUGUCAAAGGAGGCAUGGCAUUGCCUGUGCAAAUGGCACGGCCGCUUUGGACAUAGCAGUGCAGGCCCUUGGGCUCGGGCAAGGAGACGAGGCGAGGGCACUGCACUUGUCGCGUAAAACGCAAGUGCAGGAGACCAAGCAGCUUAAGAUCAAUCCCAAAUCAACGCCAUUAGGAUUCAAGUGUUCACAAGUUGUGUGA